Molecule: messenger RNA, 1140 nt
Organism: Closterium sp. NIES-65
Lineage: Eukaryota; Viridiplantae; Streptophyta; Zygnematophyceae; Desmidiales; Closteriaceae
Source: the annotation of a GenBank genome assembly
AUGGAUGUGGACGUGGACAUGGACGUGGACGUGGACGUGGACGUGGACGUGGACGUGGACGUGGACGUAGACGUAGACGUGGACGUGGACGUGGACAUGGACAUGGACGUGGAUGUGGACGUGGACGUAGACGUGGACGUGGACGUGGACGUGGAAGUGGACGUGGACGUGGACGUGGACGUGGACGUGGACGUGGAGGACUUGGACGUGGAUGUGGACGUGGAUGUGGACGUGGACGUGGACGACUUGGACGUGGACAUGGACGAGGACAUAGACGUAGACAUGGACGUAGACAUGGACGUAGACGUGGACGUGGACGUAGACGUGGACAUGGACGUGGACGUGGACGUGGACGUAUACGUGGACGUGGACGUGGUCGUGGACGUGGACGUGGACGUGGACGUGGACAUGAAGGUGGACGUGGACGUGGACAUGGACGCGGACGUGGAUGUGGACGUGGACAUGGACGUGGACGUGGACGUGGACAUGGUCCUGGACGUGGACAUGGACGUGGACGUGGACAUGGACGUGGACGUGGACGUGGACGUGGACGUGGACGUGGACAUGGACAUGGACGUGGACGUGGCGUGGACGUGGACAUGGAUGAACAUGGACGUGGACGUAGACGUGGACGUGGACAUGGACGUGGGCGUAGACGUGGACGUGGACGUGGACAUGGACGUGGACAUGGACGUGGACGUGGACGAAGACGUGGUCGUGGACGUGGACGUGAACGUGGACGUGGACGCGGACAUGGACGUGGACGUGAACGUGGACGUGGACGCGGACAUGGACAUGGACGUGGACGUGGACGUGGACAUGGUCGUGGACAUGGACGUGAACGCGGACAUGGACGUGGACGUGGAUAUGGACGUGGACGAGGUCGUGGACUUGGACGUGGACGUGGACGUGGACAUGGUCGUGGACGUGGACGUGGACGUGGACAUGGACGUGGACGUGGACGUGGACGUGGACGUGGACGUGGACAUGGACGUGGACGUGGACGUGGACGUGGACGUGGACAUGGUCGUGGACGUGGACAUGGACGUGGACGUGGACGUGGACGUGGACGUGGACGUGGACAUGGACGUGGACGUGGACGUGACGUGGAUGUGGACAUGGACGUGGACGUGGACGUAG